Messenger RNA from Paramormyrops kingsleyae, 6994 nucleotides. RefSeq lists its product as uncharacterized. Lineage: Eukaryota; Metazoa; Chordata; Actinopteri; Osteoglossiformes; Mormyridae. The record is from RefSeq and is a predicted model, not a curated record.
ACCCACGUCUAUAACAUUCGCCGUCGCAUAAUUGUGUAGUCUAGAGCAGUCUGGCUCUGUUAGCAUCGCGGUUUUUUUCUAGGUUCUUAUGACUUUUACUGCACACUUUUCCUUCAUCUCAUGACGUUUCCAUCGAGGUUAAUGAAAAGUGACUAGGAAAAGGACACAGGACAUAAUAUUUGACCGCAACCUAGGAGUUGUUUGAGACAUGUCGAGAAGACGUUGUGUUCUGCUCUGCGAGGAGAAGUGUCCUUUGUAUGUUCUGCCGAAGGCAGAACCACAAAGAACUCGAUGGUUGAAAUUCAUUUUUGCCACUGUUCCCUCCACGGUUCCAAAUGUUUCACUGUGUGCUCGACACUUUACAGAGGACUGCUUUAAAAACCGAAAGCAAUUCGACGCUGGAUUUUCGCAGUUGUUAGUAAUGAAGAACGGGGCAGUUCCAACUGUAUGUGGUCCGACGGGAGACACAGGUUCACAACCUAGUACAUCACAGCAGGACCCCGGUACCCAACACCACUCCACUACAACCAGAUUUCAACAUGUUCAAUGCCAAACGGACCCUCCACGGACUGCUUCUGUGGGAACACAAUCCGUAGCAUUUGCAAAGCGGAAAUCAGUAGGCACACAGUUGUCCAGGGGAACACUGAAGGAAGCGCACAUGAGAAGCAAAGGCAUCCAGACAAUGGUGUCUUUUGACAGUGUUGGCACCAGACCUACUUCCCAUUACCCAGAUUUACCACUGGCCUCUAGAUCAAUAAAGGGUUCAGGGUUGCAACCUAUCAAGAGACCUAGACUGGAAUUGGAGGAGGAGGAAGGAGAGACUUCCACUGAAGUCAAAGAAGAGAUUCUGGACUCAGCUUACAACCCCGAAGAUUCUGUACUUACAAAGGAAUCUGACAUAUCCUGUUUGAAAACUGUCCAGUGUGUAAGAGAGACUGUGAUUUCCAGUGAUGAAGAAUGGGGACUUACGUGGCAUUCACUCAGCGUUGUCCAAACUGCAAUUACUCCAGACAGUGGGAGAGACAGCCCAUUGUUGGCAACCUACAAAUAUCAGCAGCCACAUGCUUCAACGGUGCUUCCUUCAUCCAACCGGAAAAGUUUCGAAGAGCCGACAGGAUCCAACACCCCUGACAUCAAAGGAUGAAUCGGAUGUCAUCGGUCACGUGAUAUUGCAUAAAUGAAGCAAGCUCCGACUCCCAGCUUUGAGUCACUGGGCUUCACUUUGACAAGGCGAGCUCCGAAGUCUCUGUAUUAUAUGUCCCAUCACUAGUGGAAAUUGUUAACCAAUAGGAAGCAGCGAAGUGGAUACAGGAUCUCAGGUAGGGUAGACAGACAUGGAGGAGACUCUGUUAGGCUUCAGAAGCAGUGGUCCUUUGGUGGAGUGGUGGAAUGUGGAAAAGGAGUUCAAACUGGUAGAAUUACGUGUUGAGUGAGUAAGAGUGUGUCUCUAACGUAUUUUUCAUUUGUACCGUGAUUUGAGUGGAGAAGGAAAAAAGCUGGGCAUAAAUAAUCCCAAAAAGAAGAAUAAUAGUAAUAAGAAGAAGAAUACCAAUAAUAAUAAAUAGAAGAAAAGAUAAUCCCAAAAAAAAAGUCUAGUUGCAGUCUUGUGAAUAGUGACUCUGCCAGAUCCCCAAUCUUUGAAAAAACAAAGUCUGUGACAAAAAACUCUGUGAUUGACACAUUGUCUUUAGAUGUAAAUUUGUGUCAGACUUGAGUAUUUAAAAGUAGAUUACUCCAAAGCAGGUUACGUUUCAAGCACGCUUUUCUCAAACUGGGCUUGGACCAAUCAAAAAGAAGUAGUUGGUACCUGACGUAACAGAUGGGCUUUCUCAUACUCUGGAAAAGGUGUGAGUUGUGAUGGACAAAAUGAUGCUUCAUGCACCAUUUGCUGUACUUUUUGACUCCACUAGAUGGUGCCCUUGGUUUGGUUUGCGGCAUACUUUGUGCCCUUUUAUGAACAAGGAGCACUAUCUAUUGGAGUAAAAAAAAAAAAAAAAACACAGCAAAUCGUUCAUAAAGCGUAAUUUUUUUUUCUAUCGCUAGACAUAAGAAUCCCGUGACUGGUUAAGUUAGCAGUAUAUUUCAUCCAAGUCUUCCAGUUGUAAUAUCUUUCUUCAAGCAAGCCAGGCAGUUUUUCAUCGCAGACUUUUUAUGUCCACUGCAGAUAGAGAUUUUUGCGUUUUGAGCCCUUUUGCAAUGUGUUCUAAGUCUUGUUAAUAUCUCUGAAAAGAGGCAAUCUCUGCUGUAAUUAGAUAUCGACACAGCAUUUUGAUUUGAUAGCAACUCUUGCACACACUUUGGUUUUCCAGAUUACUUUACAAGCGAAUUUUAAUUCAUAUUAUAAUGUUUUACUAUUAUAAUCACAAUCUUUAAUCUUUAUUUGAUGUCUUGCUCCUCCUCUUCGUCUCCUUUGACUGUCAGGCUCGGUCUAUGCCCUGCCCCUUUGUUAUGUCUGUUCUCUGUUUGGCCAGUAAGUGUCACCAGCCAUCCUGUAUUUUUCACUCCUGGUGUUUCCCAAUUCCGUUGGCCGCUGUGUGGCUUCAGGGGCUAAGCAGUCGGCCAUUGCUGGGUGAUAUGACCUCAAAUCAGUGGGUGUGUCCGAAAUCGCGUACUUGCGUCAGUGCACAGGUGUAGUGCGCACUUCCUUCUGUAGUGCACACUACCAUGGGUAAGUGCUGUCUUAAAUGGAACACCAAUGUUUUGUACUUACCGGAAGUGACGGAGUAGCAUUUGAUCGCGAUUCUCCAGCGCGCCAAAAUAUCUGCCGUGUUUUGUUUACAAUGAAUUUCCUUGUGGUUUUAUUUGCGUGUAUAUAACCUAUCUACUACUAAAAAACUGCUAACAUUUACGUGCGCAAACUCUUCUAAGUCGAUAUAAUCGCAAACUCAAACAAAUUAUCUAUAACUGUCAUCAGAGAGUGACACCGCAGUAUACAUCAGUAAAAUAAUUUUAUUAACGUUAUUUAGCUUUAUAUGAAGCAGUUGCCUCCACUUGGGCUUACAUGUCUGUGUUGUUAUCCACCUUAAUUUAACAAUAAAAACUUGCCGAAAGUCCCUCCCCUUCCGCUACGUAGUCAAAAUGGCGUCCGUUUAGUGCGAGUAGUGUCCAUCAUUCUGCACUGCGUGCUCCGGGUAAUUUCAGUGCACUGAAUUUUGGCUUAGUUGUAAGUGUGAACGCACUACGCCCUACACACCCAGCAUCACGAUUAACUGAGCAUUUUACCUCGAUUACAAUUAAUGAAUGACUUUUUUUCUUGCUUUUAUAGCCCUCAAAUUUCAUAGACAAGAUUUGUACCGUAAAUAUGCUCAACUAUUUAAGCGGGGAUAUUUUUUUUAAUGAAAGAAUAAUUGAAGGAAACACACAGAGAUGAAUCAUUUAUGGUUAUUCAUUGAAUACUUCAAGCAACUGAAAUCAAAGCAUAAAUCGGUUGAAAUGAAAAUGUCAUGAAAAAGGUCACAUUUUAGUUUUAAUGUAAAAAUCAAGUUCCGUUAAAAGUAGAAAACACAUACUUUGCAGCAUGGUGUUCAGAAACCUGACAGCCUGGGGAUAAACACUCAUGCAGCCUGGCUGAUCUCGCUGUGAUGCUGCUGUAUCUCCUCCUGGAUGGCAGCAGGGUAAACAGUUCAUGUGAGGUGUCCUGCACAAUGCUGCGGGCUUUUCAAACAGUCCUUGUGGUGAAUGUGUCUUGUAGUGAUGGGAGAGGCACCCUGAUGAUAUUCUUGGCUGUUGUAACUAUUCUCUGCAGGCGCUUGCGAUCGGAAACGUUGCCGUUUCUGUAUCAGACGGUGAUGCAGCUGGUUAGAAUGCUCUCAGUGGUCCUUCUAUAGAACGUGGUGAGGAUAGGAGGGGGAAGGCUUGCUCGUUUCAGCCGUCGCAGGAAGUGUAGUCUUUGCUGGGCUUUCUUGGUUAAGGAGGUGGUGUUUGUUGUCCAUGUAAGUUCCUCGGUGAUGUGCACCCCAAGGAACUUGGUACUCUCCGCAGUCUCCACAGCUGGGCCACUGAUGUUGUAUGGAGAAUGUGCAGGAUGUGUCUUCCUAAUGUCGACAAUCAUCUCCUUUGUAUUGUCAACGCUGAGGGACAAAUUGUUGUGCCUGCACCAUUUGGUCAGCCGCUCCACCUCCUCUCUGUAGGCAGACUCAUCAUCCCUGCUUAUCAGUCCCAGCACAUUUGUAUCAUCCGCAAACUUGAUGAUGUGGUUAGUGUUGUGUGUGGCUGUACAGUCAUGAGUCAGCAGGGUGAAGAGCAAAGGUCUGAGUACGCAACCCUGCAGAGCUCCUGUGCUCAGGUGAUGGUGUUAGAGAUGUUGCAUCCCAUCUGAACUGACUGGAGCCUCUCCGUCAGGAAAUCCAGGAUCCAGUUAAAGAGACUGGUGUUCAUGCCUAACCCACUCAGCUUCACAAAAUUUGUGGGAUGAUUGUAUUGAAGGCGGGGCUAAAAUCUUUUGUCCAGAUGUGUCAGAGAGAGGUGGAGGGCAGUUGAAAGAGCAUCAUUGGGGGACUUGUUGGAACGGUAUCCAAACUGAAGGGGGUCUAGAGAGGCAGGGAGACUUCUCUAUGUUGGCCAUGACCAGCCUUUCGAAGCACUUCAUGAUGCCUGGGGUCAGUGCGAUCGGUCGGUAGUCAUUCAGGCACAUCACUGAUGAUUUCUUCGGCACUGGGAUGAUGGUGGUGGAUUUGAAGCCUGCUGUGGCAGACAACUGGCAGACAAAUGUUUUGAAGAUGUCUAUGAGGACACCAGAGAGUUGGUCAGCGCAACCAGGUAUGUUAUCUGGUCCUGCAGCCUUGCGCGGAUUGAUUAUAGAGUCCUCCUCACAUCAUCUGCGGAGUGACAAGAGUACCAGGUCGUCGGAGGGUGGUGUCGUUUUCCUAGCAGGCUCCUUGCUCUGUUCCUCAAACCGUGCAAAGAAAUCAUUGUGCUGGUCUGGUAGAGUGGCAUCAUUUCUGUGUGGGAUGGGCUUGUAGUCUGUGAGGACUUGAAUGCCCUGCCACAUGUGCCGUGUGUCUCUGGUAUUGUUGAAAUGUUCGUUGAUCUGCUGCUUGUAGUCCCACUUGACUCUCCUCACUGCACGAGACAGGUUGGCUCUGGCCGCCCUGAGAGCAGCCUUGUCUCCAGAUCUGAAGGUUGCGUUUCUGGUGUUGAGCAACUUGCGCACUUUUCUCAUCAUCCAGGGCUUUUGGUUGGCUCUUGUGGUGAUUUCCUUGGAGAGAGUAACAUCCUCUAUGCACUUAGAAAUGUAACCAGUCACAGAGUCUGUGUACUCCUCCAGGUUGAUGGAGUCACCAUUCAUUGCAGCCUCCCUAAAAAUGUCCCAUUUGGUCGAUUCGAAGCAGUUUUGGAGGGCCGAGAUAGCACCAGCUGGCCACACACUGAUGCUUUUUUGGGCCGAUUUGGAGCAUUUCAGCAGCGACUUGUAUGCAGGAACCAUGAACAUACUGAUAUGGUCCGAGUAGCCGAGGUGGGGGCGGCCUUGUAGGCCUCACGAAAGUUAGUGUAAACAAUGUCCAGGCAAUUUUCCGCUCUGGUAGCAAAAUUCACAUGCUGGAAAAACCAACUAAAAAACCAUAGUGAUCACAUCUGUCUGGGUGAAAUCGAUCACAGUAAGCUGAGGAUCAUUAUAAUAAUUUUUUUUUUCUUUUUCGUUCUCUCAGGCAGAAUGCCAUCUAAUUGACAUUUGUGUAAUUAUUACACGAAUAUAAGGUAAUAAAACGGACAGUGUCACUAUUUACUGACUCAUUCAAAAUAUACAGUACAGCUGUUUCAAACGCUUUUCAAAUUACAGUAGUGGAACCUUGGAACUCAAACGCCUCUUAACUCAACCAACUCGGGCGUUUGAACAGGUCUGUUGAUUUUUUUUUGACUUGUACCUCAACCUAAAUCUUGGAACUCAACCGUGCCUGCUAAAACUUGUAUGGUCGAGACACAUUCAAGUCUACCAAAAUAAGAACCUUGAACUGGUCGGUCGAGAGAAAUUUAGCCAUGACUCGAUCAAAAACUCGGAACACGACAAAAAAAAACAGACCUGCUAAAACUAAACAAAACAGAUCGAGGCUAGCUGACCUACUGAAAUGUUUAUGACUAUGAAUUGCUCGUAGUACCUCUCAACCUAGUUCAACGUGCCAUAGCUGUGUUCCUGUGUUUGGUGUCAAUUUUUUGUGCUUUAUCUACACUACAUUUAGUGGUACAGUAAUCAUGGCCCCUACGAAAUUAAGCAGUGACAGCAGCAAACUGUUUUUUCUCAGUCUUCACAUUUGACCUCUUUUUUUGUUCAGUGUCAUCUUCACUAAAGCCACAAUGUGUCCAAUCGAUGGACACGACAUUCUUCUUUGCUACAAGCUGCUGGAGUUGCUCAGUCAGCUUGGUGUUUGAGUUCACCUCUAUGUCGUUGAGUUGCUUCCAUGUCGCAGACUGGAUGGGGCAGAGUCACAUGAUAAUACACGCGGUAGUAUAUUUUUAUAGUGAUAGUACAUGAACACACACUGGGGAAAGUACUGUAUUAACAGAUUUUUUUUUUUCACCGAAUUAAAAAAAAGUGACGUAUCUGACAUGGGCAAGAUUGUCAAUUAGAGGUUAUGAAUGUCAGUUUUGAUUAAUUUUCAUUUAUUUUCCCAGCCCUAGUCCAAACUUACUUCUGUUGUGGGUGGUUGUUGUUAUUUUUAUAUGACAUUUAUUUUGUGGUUUUUCUUGGUUUAUCAUGUGUUUGUGUAUUUCGGUUACUGCCGCUUGUUUUUGCUCCCUGUUCCCUGUUUGUAGUAUGUUCAGUUUUUUCUUGUUUUACUUUUCCUUGGUUUUUCGACAACUCUGUAUCUGUUGAUUGACCCCAUCUGCUCCUCAUUGCCACUAGUUUGUAACAGCCCACACCAGCUGCUUGUUAGCCAAUAAUGAGUACAGUGGUACCUCAGAACUCGAAUUUAAUCUGUCAAGAACUCCGGAUCGAAUCCUAAAAAGUUCAAGUUGUGAUCGAAUUUUCCCCAUAAGAAAUAAUGGAAAACCAAUG